CCAUUGCUUCUCCCUUUUCCUCUCAAUCCUUAACUUUAUUUUCUUUUCCCCUAUCUUCUCUUAGCUUUGUAUCACCUUUCUCCAUAUCUCUUUCCUUCAUCACUUUCCAUUUCAGUUUGUGGUUUUUGCUUUGGACAAUAAGAACACAAGUUUGGAUUUUUCAGCUGAAAAUUCCGUGGGUGUUUUGCAGAUUUCUAAACACAAGUUUUAGGCUCGAGGAAAUGGAAAACAUUCAAGGAGAUGAUCAGAUGGAUUUGCCACCGGGUUUCAGGUUUCAUCCAACAGAUGAAGAGCUUAUUUCUCACUAUUUGCACAAGAAAGUUCUGGACAUCAACUUCAGUGCUAAAGCUAUUGGAGAGGUGGAUUUGAACAAGUCUGAGCCAUGGGAAUUGCCUUGGAAAGCGAAAAUGGGUGAGAAAGAGUGGUAUUUUUUCUGCGUGAGGGAUAGGAAAUACCCAACUGGUUUGAGGACAAACAGGGCCACUGAUUCUGGGUAUUGGAAGGCAACAGGCAAAGACAAAGAGAUUUACAGAGGGAAAUCAUUGGUUGGAAUGAAGAAAACACUGGUUUUUUACAAGGGAAGAGCACCCAAAGGCGAAAAAAUGAAUUGGGUGAUGCAUGAGUAUAGACUUGAAGGCAAAUAUUCAGUCCACAAUCUGCCUAAAACUGCAAAGAAUGAAUGGGUUAUUUGCAGGGUGUUUCAAAAGAGUUCUGCCGGGGAAAAAACACAUAUUUCAGGCCUGGUCGUCAUGAGCUCAUUCGGAAAUGAAAUUUUGAGCCCUUCUGGUUCUGGUCUUCCACCAUUAAUGGAUUCUUCUUCGGUUUUCAAUGCCAAGAAAAAUCCUGUUUCCGCAUCCGUUUACGUGCCCUGCUUCUCCAAUCCGAUCGAUAAUUUUCCCAACAAUCCGCUGCUCCUCCCGGUUUCUUCGAACACGAGGAUCCCGGCUCCGAACACUUUCUUCCCGCCUCAGACCGUUUCUUUCUCGUCGAAUCUUCAAUUCCCGGGCGGCUCGGUCUUAAUGCAGGAGCAUUCGAUCCUCAGGGAUUUACUCGAAAACCGCGGUUCCAACAUGAAAACGGAGAGGGAAACAAUGGUUACUGUCUCGCAAGAGACCGGUUUAAUCACCGAUAUCAACAACGAAAUCUCGUCCGUCGUAUCGAAUCUGGAGAUCGGAAAAUUCGAUACGACGCCAUUCGAUGAUCACCGACAACAUCAACAACACCCUUCUGCUGUCUCAGCUGCACCGGUGGAUUUCGAUUGCUUCUGGCAUUACUGAAAGAAAAACUCAUUAUUGUAUGAAAAAUCUAGAGUUCUACUAUUAUUGGUUUGAGUUGUAUGUGUAUAAGAUUUUCAAUUUGAAGCAAAUUGAAGCAUAA
Messenger RNA from Hibiscus syriacus, 1377 nucleotides. Its product is annotated as NAC domain-containing protein 100-like. Gene Ontology annotation, molecular function: DNA binding. Bases 222 to 1277 code for a protein of 351 amino acids. NCBI's taxonomy places the organism in Eukaryota, Viridiplantae, Streptophyta, Magnoliopsida, Malvales, Malvaceae. The record is from RefSeq and is a predicted model, not a curated record. Gene Ontology annotation, biological process: regulation of DNA-templated transcription. The transcript has 4 exons.